Messenger RNA from Tetranychus urticae (two-spotted spider mite), 3559 nucleotides. RefSeq lists its product as uncharacterized. Lineage: Eukaryota; Metazoa; Arthropoda; Arachnida; Trombidiformes; Tetranychidae. Gene Ontology annotation, cellular component: cytosol. Gene Ontology annotation, molecular function: ATP binding; aminoacyl-tRNA deacylase activity; valine-tRNA ligase activity. The record is from RefSeq and is a predicted model, not a curated record. Gene Ontology annotation, biological process: valyl-tRNA aminoacylation.
CGAUGUAAACAUCUGAUCAGAUGUUUACAUUUGAAAACUAACGCAGAACUUUAUUUAUUGUAUUGUAUUGUAUUUUACUUUUUAUUUUUCAUAAUUUAUAGUUAAAUCAUGGCUUUUGUUGUGAGGAAUCUGAGAUCUCUUAUCAUCAACUCAAGUCAAAUCCGUUACUUUGCACAUAGUGACUCUACAAAUGGGGUGCAAUCAUCAUCUGGACCAUCUACAGGAUCAUCCACUUCAAAAACUCGUGAUAAACUGCCUUCUGGUUUAAGUGAAAUUCCAGAAAAACCAAAGCUACCUCGAAGUCCAUUUGCCAUCUAUUUUGAACACAGAUUCAUUGAAAUUCAAAAAGAAAAUAACGAUUUGAAGGAAAACGAUGCCAAGAAGGUGAUUGAAGAAGAAUGGAACGAUUUGAAAUUGAAACAACCGUACGAAGAGUUGUCUGCCAAAGAACAUCUUGAAUAUAAAUGUGCAACAGAGAAAAAUGUUUUUAAAGAAAGUCUUGAUGCACCAAUCAGUCAAACACCUAAGCAAGAUGAAUAUGAAAAAUUAUGGUCUCACUUUUGGUUAUCUAAUUCUACAUUCAAAACCAGAUUAAAGAAUGAGACAUCAAAAUCUUACUCUUUGCUGCUACCACCGCCAAAUAUCACUGGUCAAUUACAUCUAGGACAUGCAUUAACUCUGGCAUUGCAAGAUGCUUACAUUCGUCAUCAAAGAAUGUUUUCUGAUGCUAAUAUAACAUUUAUUCCUGGUUUCGAUCACGCAGGGAUAUCAACUUAUAUUCUAUUAGAAAAAACAACCCGAAAAUCAUUAGGAAAAAGUGUAAAAGAUUUAAGAAAAGCAGAAUUUGAAGAAAUUUUUUCCAAAUGGAAACAUGUUCGAAUCGAGGAAAUCAAAGAGCAAUUAAAUCGUCUUGGUGGUUCGCUUGAUUACGAUAAAGAAUAUUUCACAUUGGAUCCUGCUCUUUCCAAUUCCGUUAGCCAUGCAUUUACAAUUUUACACGAAAAAGGUCUUAUUUACAGAUCUAAUUCACCAGUUAAUUGGUCCUAUUUCAUGCAAUCAGCUUUAUCUGACCUGGAAGUCAACUUUCGCCAUGUUGAUGGAGGUACUCGAAUAUCGAUUCCUGGCUAUCCUGAGAAGGUUGAUUUCGGUUGUUUUCAUACUGUAAAUUACCCUGUUGUUGAUGGUGAGGUAGGUGAAGCAAUUAAAGUUUCAACAAUGAAUAUUUAUACUAUUCCCGGUGAUGUUGCAGUUGUUGUAAAUCCUAAAGACUCAAGGUAUACCAAAUAUCACAACCGAAAAGUUCUGAAUCCUAUAACAGAAAAAGAAAUUCCUGUAAUUGUUGACAAACAUGCACAUAUCGAUUUUGGAACUGGUGCUGUUAAAAUUACUCCAUCAUCCAGUUAUACUGAUUAUGAAAUCGCUCUCAAACAUAAUCUUCCAAUUUGUAAUUUCAUGAACCCUGACGGAACUCUUGUUAAGGGCUCAAUCUCUUCUCGAUUUGAAAAUUUAUAUUCGUGUUCUCAUCGUUAUGAUUUGGCGAAAGAGAUUCUAAAAGUUCUUCAAGAUAAUAAUUUAUACCAUGGUUAUGAGAAAAGAGCAACAAUAGUUCCCUUCUGUAAAAGAUCUGAAGACGUUAUUGAACACCGAAUAAUGCCUCAAUGGUUUUUAAAUGUUAAACCUGGCUAUGAGGUUCUUAAAGAUUGUAUUGAAAAUGGUACCUUUUCCAUAUAUCCGCCAAGAAAAGUUAAUAUGCUUAUUGAAUGGUUCAAUAAGAAACGUGAUUGGUGCCUAUCUAGACAAAUACCUUUCGGACAUCGAAUCCCAGCCUGGAAAGUUUACUCUCAAAACGAAGAUACAUGGUUUAUAGCUCCAAAUGAGAAGCUAGCAAUUGAAAAAGCUUGUCAAACUUUAGGUACUAAUGAUGUUGUUCUUGAACAAGAUGCAGAUGUUCUGGAUACAUGGUUUUCAUCGGCUCUGUUGCCUUUAUCUGCACUUGGCUGGCCAAAUACAAAUUCAUCUUUCUUCAAAAGUUUUCAUCCUCUGACUUUAAUGGAAACUGGCUUUGAUAUUCUUAAUUUCUGGGUCAUGAAAAUGGCACUAAUUUCUUUAUACCUAACUGAACAACUUCCCUUCUCUAAAGUUUAUCUUCAUGGUAUGGUUUGUGAUGGCAAAGGACGAAAAAUGAGUAAAAGUAAAGGAAACAUAAUUAACCCUAACGACGUAAUAGAUGGCACGAGUUUAGAUGCAUUACAAAUUGAAUCGGGUAAACUACUUGACCAAGGGCUGAUUAAUCAAGAAGAAUAUCAAAAUGCAUUGCUUACUCAACGAUCAUUAUUUCCUAGAGGAAUAGCUGCUUGUGGGGCUGACGGACUCCGGCUAAGUCUGUAUCAAUAUAAUGCUACUUCUGAAAAGAUUUCUUUUGGUGUCAACUAUUUGGAAAAUAAUCGCCAUAUGGUUAAUAAGAUUUGGCAAGCUUUUAGAUUUUAUCUUCUCAAUUUUAAAGAAGAUAGUAGUUCAAAUUCCGUAAUUCAAGACGAGAGAGAAUUGUUAAGUUACAAAGAUAGAAUGAGUAAAACUGAUAAAUGGAUCAUCGGUCAAUUUUUUAUUCUAAUCAAAGAUUUCCAUUCAAAUAUCGAAAAUUUUAGUUAUAAUGGAAUUUAUUACAAUUUCGUCAAUUUUUGGGUAAAAUCUUUUUGUGAUAUCUAUAUUGAAGUCAUCAAACCAAGAGAUCAUUACCAAUUUGAUCCAGUUUCUUAUGCAAUUUGUGGCCAGCUUAUCAAAUCAACUUUAAUUGCGAUGCAUCCUUUGAUUCCUUUCGUGACAGAAGAGCUAUACCAAAGAUUAAAAAGACUUCACUCACCUGAAGAGAAAAACAAAGAAAUCAUAAGCAUUUUAGAAGAAAGAUUUCCAAAUGUUGAUAUUUUUUCACAAUUUUUCGAUCCAAAAAUCAAUCAUGAAAUGGAGAUUUUUCGAGAAGUUGGACGAAUUCUUGGUAAUUUUAAAGCCACCUGUUCAUUGAGUAAAGCUGAAAUCAACAAUUUACCCAUCAAGAUAUGUUCUAAUGAAUGGACCGAUCAUGAUUUAUUGGAAGCUCUAAAACGAUAUAGAAAUGUCCACAAUAUAACUUUACUUGAUCUCCAUGAUCAAAAUUUGAUUCAAUCGUCAAUCAACAUGAGAGCUUCACAUGACACAAUUGUCUUAAUUCCUUACAAGGAACAAUUUGCAACCAAAAUUUUGCAGUUUUUCGACAAAACAAUUUCUAGAUCAUCGAAACUUUUAGAGAAAGAAAGUGACGAAACAAAAAGAGCAAAUAUUGCAUCUGAUUUGGAACUGAUUAGACUUGAUCGAGAACAUUUAUUAAACCUUGUCAACCAAAGCUGUUAGAGUCCAUUUAUAAUGUAAAGUAUUCACUAUCAAAUGUAAAUAACUAGUUUAUCAGUUGAUGAUUGACAACAACAUUUAACACUGAUGUCGAGUAAAUUUUUUGUAACUUAAAGAUUAGAACAAUUAAUAGAGAAAAUAAAGAUGAUUGGUUUCAAUCAAAUAGGUAAUGAAACAA